CGAUUCAGGAAACUAUUAUUUCUCUGUUUAUAUUCCUCUUUACAUCAUCAGCUGGAGGAGCCGGAGUUCUACAGACACUGUCCCUGUCCCCGAGGAGUGCUUCAUGGUCACCCAUCCGAUACAGCACUCCCAUGAAAAGAAAAGCUAGUACUCCCCUGCGUCCCAAACGCAGCAGGUCGGUCAGUGUUGGCGGUGAUUGUGCUCCAGAGCCGGGCAGAGUGCUUAGCUCCAAUGCACCACCAAACUCUGACACCGUCCCAGAAUCGACCUCGCUCAUCCGACACCUGAGCAUGUCGAGGCACAGUCACAACCUCCUCAAGUUUUUGGAUGAGGACCGGAGCCGGGGGAAGUUCUGCGAUGUGUCUGUGUCUGUGGGUGGAACGAUCUACAGAGCCCACAAGGUGGUGUUGGCUCACGGGAGCAGCUACUUUCACGCUGAGCUGUCCAAGAACCCUGCAAUGACCAAUGUGACUCUGGACCACGUGGAGGACUCUGUUUUCCAGCACCUGCUCGACUUUUUGUAUACCUCCGAGUGUGUUGUCACAGGCACUGACCUCCCGGCUCUAAUUGAAGCAGCACGAUUCCUGGACAUGAUGGAUAUACUCAAGAUGCUGUGUAAAGAAGGGGAGGUCCACCCUGUAAGUGUGAUCCAGGCCCAGGCGGAGAUAAGAGCUUCUUCAGAGGUAGAAAUGACCUCCAGUGACUCACCAGCAGGCAACCCUGACGACCAGAGCCCACUUGAGCAGAGCAACCUGUGCACUCGCCAGUUUAAUGCAGAGAACUCUGUGCAGAGCCACUUGAAUGGGAGUCACGGGGAUGCACAGCAGGAAACCCCGACAGAGGGAGAGAAGGCAGAAGGUCAGAGGACUGUUCUCACACGGAGAUCAGCUCGUAGGAGGAGAACACCCACUAAGUAUAAGAGAGAUGAUGUGGAGGGCUUUGUCAACACACCUGAGGAAACACAGAAGAUUUUAUCACACAGCGAGGGGCACAAAGCUAGAGAAGAGGAAGCAGGAAAUGGGGUUGUAGAAAAGCAGACGUCCAAACCGAGCUUGAAAGAGGCGUCUAAACCAGCUCUCGACGAUGACGUGGUGGACGAGGAAGAUGAAGCGGAGGAGGGAGGAGACGCGAACGAGGAUGCGGCUGCCCAAAAGACAGCCGCUGCAGACAAGAGCGCCAGUCAGCAGGGUCCAGAUGGAGAAGGGUCAGAGUGCCUCGGUGUUCGAGAGGUGGAGGUGCAGGCGCCCGCGGCAGGAAGCUCCAACCAGAGCCCAGUGUACCCUGAGGGUCUGGCCCCAGUCAUUAUCCAGAGGUCCAGCAAGAAGAUUCUCAUGUGUCCCAAAUGUGACAAGACCUUUGACCGUGCAGGGAAGUACGAGAGUCACACCAGAGUGCACACGGGCGAGAAACCGUUCCAGUGUGACGUCUGUUUCCAGCGCUACUCCACCAAGUCGAACCUGACCGUGCACAGGAAGAAGCACGCCGGCGACGCUCCCUUCCAGAAGAAGGAGCACAAAUGUCCCUUCUGCAACAAGCUGCAUGCCAGCAAGAAAACCCUGGCCAAACAUGUCAGGAGGUUUCAUCCAGACAACAUCCAAGAGUUUCUCACCAAGAGGAAGAGGAAGAGUGAAGGCUGGAAAUGUGCUAUUUGUCUGAAGACCUUCACCCGCAGGCCUCAUCUGCAGGAGCACAUGAUCCUGCACACACAGGACCGCCCUUUUAAAUGCACCUUCUGUGAUGAGCACUUCAAGUCGAGGUUUGCCAGGCUGAAGCACCAGGAAAAGUUCCACUUAGGUCCGUUUCCCUGUGAGAUCUGUGGCCGACAGUUCAAUGACACAGGCAACAGGAAGCGACACAUUGAGUGUACUCACGGAGGCAAGAGAAAGUGGACCUGUUUUAUCUGUGGGAAAUCAGUGCGGGAAAGGACAACGCUGAGGGAGCAUAUGAGGAUCCACAGUGGGGAGAAACCUCACCUGUGUAGUAUCUGCGGCCAAAGUUUCCGUCAUGGCAGCUCCUACAGGCUCCACCUCCGAGUACACCACGAUGACAAGCGCUACGAGUGUGACGAAUGUGGGAAAACCUUUAUACGCCACGAUCACCUGACCAAGCAUCAGAAAAUACACUCCGGUGAGAAAGCACACCAGUGUGAGGAGUGUGGGAAGUGCUUCAGGCGUCAUGAUCAUCUGACUGUCCACUACAAAAGUGUUCAUUUGGGAGAGAAAGUCUGGCAGAAGUAUAAAACUGCAGUGCACCAGUGUGAGGUUUGCAAGAAGGAAUUUAAAGGAAAGUCCAGUUUGGAAAUGCACUUCAGGACUCACUCAGGUGAGAAACCCCACAGAUGUCCUGAAUGCCACCAGACGUUUCGGAUCAAGAAGACCUUGACAAAGCACAUGGUGAUUCACUCGGACGCUCGUCCUUUUAACUGUCCACAGUGCAGCGCCACCUUCAAAAGAAAAGACAAGCUCAAGUACCACGUCGACCAUGUGCACAGCACGCGAUUCACCGGGCAGCCCGUCAGCGCCCUCAGCGAGGACAAAAUGGCCUCCGUCCCCUUUGAGGACACCUCGAAGGCGUAUCGCGCCGAGCCUAAGUCGGCUCUUCAAAGCGGCCCCCUGCCCGCAAUGAAUGUUUGCGUGCCAGUCACUUUAGUUCCUAUCCAGACGGCAGGAGGAGCACAAGGUGAGCUGAACACAUCCGGAGCGUCGUCUCUCCCCUCCCAGACUCAUAAUGUCGUGAGCAUGCAGGCUCAAGGACAGCAGCAGAACUCCGGCUACCAGGCCGCCACCGACCUGGCCUUCUUAGAGAAGUACACCCUCACCCCCCAGCCCACCAACAUCGUCCACCCCGUGAGGCCUGAUCAGAUGCUGGAUCCGCGAGAGCAGUCCUACCUGGGCACGCUACUGGGACUGGAUUCAUCUUCCUCUGUACAGAACAUGUCCAACUCUGACCACAGGCACUGAUGCUCCUUACUCCACUGAGUCUUAAAGGAACCCAAUCAUUUGAAUCAGAAGAACAAAACCUCAGUAUUCACCACUAAAGUAUUGAUCAUUUUGAGCUGGAGCAGCUUUUUGAACUGUAAAUGACUCAAGUUAAGGCUACAUCAACACAUGUCUUCCUUUGAAAAAGCAUCAACUCUGCUCCAGAUACACCUGCUGUCCACACUGUUCCUGAGUCUUAGAAUUAGAGCCACUACAACUGAGACGUCUGGAAACACUGCUGACUACUUUUUAGUCUGAGACGUUUUGAAACAAGGACGUAGACACUAGGGCUGCACGAUAUAUCGAAAAUGUAUCGUCAUCCCGAUAUCAACCUGCGUGAUAAAUUGCUUGAACUGCGAUAAAUGGUGUUCAAAGCGCCACGCAAACAGGGUGGAUCUAUGGAUUUAUACCAGGGCGUUUUUCAAUUUAUUUUUGCCCAGUAUAAUAAACAAUGACAAAUACCACUUUAACUAAAAGUGAAAAUGACAAGUUUGGGAACAGUUUGAUACCAGUAACAUGGUCACACAUACUUUUCUGCUGCUCAGAGUCUCUCAAUCAAAACAAUAACAAGUUUUGCAUGGGAUCAUGGGAAUUGUUGUCGUUACCACCAUCGUCACCACUUCUCUCAGUUUCCUCCUGGUUAAGAUUCCUGCAGUGUAAAUAAAUCAUGAGGUUUUUAGCUGGAGCCGAAUCAUCCACAUUAACAAUGUCCUCCUCCUCCUCAACAAAUAGACCCGUGUCUAAUGGUUUUAAAGCAGAAAAGUUGCAUGUAAUACAUAUUCACAGGUUAAUUAGAACAUAACAGACAUUACUAGGGAGGAGAUGUAAAGUGGGUGGUCUUACUUUGUAAUGUGUGUACUUUAAAAAACUUGUUUUACUCAUGCAGUGUAAUUAUGAGCUAAUUAUCUAAGUGUUCGAAGUUGAUGAUGCACUUAUUUGGCCAUUAGCAUUUCUACGACCUGAACAUGCUCGAAAUCUCACAAACGGUUGCACAUGCAUCACUUCUGGCCAUUAAUCUUUUAUUGUACAUGUUUUGUUCAUGUGUGAGAAAAAAUGGCUUAAUUGCGCCGCCCAACAAUUUUAACAAUUGAAGCGUUCUGCCUUAACUUUGAAUUGGAACCUUCAAUACUGCACACAGCUUAAAUUUAAAUUAAAAUGGUAAAUCAUAUGAAAUAUGAUUAAAGCAAUUAUGAACAAUUUCCAACUGUGAAAUGAUUGAAUUUCAGAGGGUAGUUGAAAAAAGAGACGAAUUAAAUAGGAGUCCUGUGUAAAAGUAUCACUUGCUCCUCGAGGAGGUGUUGCUGUUUUAAAGUGUGACGCAGCUGUUAUGUUUUUAUUGUCUGUCAAUAAAAUCAGAUGUGAAUGAA
Platichthys flesus (European flounder) is the source of this 4345-nucleotide messenger RNA. It is a transcript of the gene zbtb41, whose product is annotated as zinc finger and BTB domain containing 41. Gene Ontology annotation, biological process: regulation of transcription by RNA polymerase II. Lineage: Eukaryota; Metazoa; Chordata; Actinopteri; Pleuronectiformes; Pleuronectidae. The transcript has 11 exons. The record is from RefSeq and is a predicted model, not a curated record. Gene Ontology annotation, molecular function: RNA polymerase II cis-regulatory region sequence-specific DNA binding; DNA-binding transcription factor activity; protein binding. Bases 132 to 2960 code for a protein of 942 amino acids.